UCGUUAGUGCUUAGUUUGUAGAAAAUGCAAGAACAAACCAGUAGCCAUGGCGGUACCUCUUCUUGCUACAGAGGGGUUCGCAAGAGGAAAUGGGGGAAAUGGGUGUCUGAGAUACGUGAGCCUGGAAAGAAAGCUCGGAUUUGGUUAGGGAGUUUUGAAACUGCUGAAAUGGCAGCUACUGCUUAUGAUGUUGCAGCUUUACAUUUCAGGGGACGUGAAGCUAAGCUUAAUUUCCCUGAGUUGGUUAAUGAUCUUCCUAAGCCUGGAAGUUCCAAUGCUGAAGAUAUUCGCAUGGCUGCACAUGAAGCUGCGCUACGUCUCAGGACACCUGUGAAGGAGCCUGAAGUCAGUGGUGGAGGUGGUAGCACUGGCAGUGGCAGUGGUGGUGGUAGCUCGAAAAACGAGGUGGGUCCGGUGACUGUGAGGUUGUCGCCGAGCCAGAUUCAGGCGAUCAACGAAUCACCUUUGGAUUCACCAAAGAUGUGGAUGCAAAUGGGAAUGGUAGAAGAGUCAAUGAUGUUUUCAAAUGAUGCAGUGGAAGAUAAUGAAUGGAAUUAUACCAUGCAAAAUGAUUCUCUUUGGGAUCCUUAGGUAACGUUUUGCUUCCUACUUACAAAAUAAUAUAAUAUAAACACUUAGAUUACUUUUU
This is a messenger RNA of Hevea brasiliensis (rubber tree), 649 nucleotides long. Its product is annotated as ethylene-responsive transcription factor ERF021-like. Bases 25 to 591 code for a protein of 188 amino acids. Gene Ontology annotation, biological process: regulation of DNA-templated transcription. The transcript has a single exon. Lineage: Eukaryota; Viridiplantae; Streptophyta; Magnoliopsida; Malpighiales; Euphorbiaceae. The record is from RefSeq and is a predicted model, not a curated record. Gene Ontology annotation, molecular function: DNA-binding transcription factor activity; DNA binding.